This is a messenger RNA of Styela clava, 503 nucleotides long. NCBI's taxonomy places the organism in Eukaryota, Metazoa, Chordata, Ascidiacea, Stolidobranchia, Styelidae. The record is from RefSeq and is a predicted model, not a curated record.
UGAUACAUAUAAUACAGAUGAACUUUUAUACAAAGCAAACCCAUAUACGAACAACACGUUUUCCUAUUUGUUACAGGUAAAUUAGAAAAAUCACGAAGCGUUUAUGGUCAUAAUGAGCAUGAUUUCAAUUGUUGAAUUACUCUUACUAUUGUCAUCAAUUGCACUGAUAACAAAUGCAAGUCAGUUACAGAAAAGCUGUAUUUCAGAGGGCAUGGAAAUCGAUGCUGGAAAGAUAUGUUGAAUUUGAAUUUCAUGUUGACUAUGAAGGAGAUGGAACUUAUCAUAUUAGGAAAUCAGACGAUGAAUUUAUUCACCUCGAGCACGGAGAGGAAAUGAACGGACUUGCGAAUGAAGCGGUGUCAAAUAUGGACAACCUUUUAGACAAUGCAGCUAUAGUUUUUCUUUCUGACUAUGAAAAUUAUUUUGCGGCUUUGUUAUGUCCACUCGACAAAGAUCAUCAGGUGAUUCGUGGAUUUUUUCCAAAUCCAAAUCCAACUUUGUGA